GUCGGGCCGGGCUCUUUGCUCCGACAGCGUGUGUCUGCUGGGGAGGCAGCGCGAGAGGUUUCUAACUCUCCUCUUGCAGCAAGAGCAAUGACGCCGGGAACCCCUGAGCGCAGCUGCUCACCUGGAGUUCAGCUAAUACUGGAUAGUUAUUGCUACGUGCCUGCGGUGUCUUCUUCCCUGCAGAGGGGCUGGAGAGCUGGUGCAUGCUGGAGAGCUGGUGCAUCAGCUGCUCGCUCGAUGCUUCCCCUUUAACAGCUUUCGAGCAGAGCCAAGUGGCUGCCAGGAGACAGCUCGACCCCCCUCCGCUGAGAAUAGGGCCAGUACCUCUCUGACUCACAAAGACUUUUGCUCAGUAGCUUUGGACUCCCCGCUGCCUAGCCAAAUGCUGAUCCUUGGUGGCCCCCCGUUGCCCACCUCCCAUUCGUCAGUGCACCCUCUACUGGGGGUUGGGCUGAUGGGACAUGCAGUGUGAUGCAUGUUCACAGCAGCCUUUGUUACAAGCCCUGGUGGGAAUACUCUGCCAUAUAUUGAGCAUGUUCAUUUCCUUUCAAAGUCAGCAAGGGGCAUGUUUUGAUUAUAAGGCUUUGAUGUGACCCCAGCAAAGGACAAUGAGCACCAUUAAAUCAGAGGCAGAGCUUGGAGCGCUGCCUGGGACAGUGGUUCUCCAGCUAUCUCAGUCUGCAGACCUCCCAGGACGGGAAAGUCACCUGAUGGUGGCCACCUUUACUGAGCCCUGGUCUACACUAGGAGUUGAGGUCGAAUUUAGCAGCGUUAAAUCGAUUUAACCCUGCACCUGUCCACACGACAAAGACCUUUUUUUCGACUUAAAGGGCUCUUAAAAUCGAUUUCCUUACUCCACCCCCGACAAGGGGAUUAGCGCUGAAAUCGGCCUUGCUGAGUCGAAUUUGGGGUACUGUGGACGCAAUUAGAUGGUAUUGGCCUCCAGGAGCUAUCCCAGAGUGCUCCAUUGUGACUGCUCUUGACAGGACUCUCAACUCAGAUGCACUGGCCAGGUAGACAGGAAAAGGCCCACGAACUUUUGAAUUUCAAUUUCCUGUUUGGCCGGUGUGGCAAGCUGCAGGUGACCAUGCAGAGCUCAUCAGCAGAGAUGACCAUGAUGGAGUCCCAGAAUCGCAAAAGAGCUCCAGCAUGGACUGAACCGGAGGUACGGGAUCUGAUUGCUGUUUGGGGAGAGGAAUCCGUGCUAUCAGAACUCCGUUCCAGUUUUCGAAAUGCCAAAACAUUUGUCAAAAUCUCCCAGGGCAUGAAGGACAGAGGCCAUAACUUGGACCCGAAGCAAUGCCGCUUGAAACUUAAGGAGCUGAGGCAAACCUACCAGAAAACCAGAGAGGCCAACAGCCGCUCCGGGUCCAAGCCCCAAACAUGCCGCUUCUAUGAUGAGCUGCAUGCCUUUUUAGGGGGUUCAGCCACCACUACCCCAGCCGUGUUGUUUGACUCCUUCAAUGGAGGUGGAGGCAACACGGAAGCAGGUUUUGGGGACGAGGAAGAUGAUGAUGAUGAGGUUGUAGAUAGCUCACAGCAAGCAAGUGGAGAAACCAUUUUUCUCGACAGCCAGGAACUGUUUCUCACCUGGACCUGGAGCCAGUACCUCCCAAAUCCACCCAAGGUUGCCUCCCGGACCCGCCAGGCGGAGAAGAGACCUCUGCUGCAUGUGUUUCAAGGAUCUUCUCCUUCCCAGAGGCUAGCGAAGAUUAGAAGGCGAAAAAAAUGCACUCGUGAUGAAAUGUUCUCUGAGCUCAUGCUGUCCUCCCACACUGACAGAGCACAGACGAAUGCAUGGAGGCAGACAAUGUCAGAGUGCAGGAAAGCACAGAAUGACUGGGAGGAGAGGUGGCGGGCUGAAGAGAGUAAGUGGCAGGCUGAAGAGAGGGCUGAAGCUGAAAGGUGGCGGCAGCAUGAUGAGAGGACGCAGGAUUCAAGGCUGAGGCUGCUGGAGGAUCAAACCAAUAUGUUCCAGUGUAUGAUUGAGCUGCAGGAAAGGCAGCAGGAGCACAGACCGCCGCUACAGCCCCUGUGUAACCAACCGCCCUCCUCCCCAAGUUCCAUGGCCUCCUCACCCAGACGCCCAAGAAUGCGGUGGGGAGGCCUCCGGCAACCCGGCCACUCCACCCCAGAGGAUUGCCCAAGCAACAGAAGGCUGGCAUUCAAUAAGUUUUAAAGUUUUAAACUUUUAAAGUGCUGGGUGGCCUUGUCCUUCCCUCCUCCACCACCCCUCCUGGUGCUUCUCUCCUCCACCACCCCUCCUGGGCUACCUUGGUAGUUAUCCCCCUAUUUGUGUGAUGAAUGA
Molecule: messenger RNA, 2308 nt
Organism: Caretta caretta (loggerhead turtle)
Lineage: Eukaryota; Metazoa; Chordata; Testudines; Cheloniidae
Source: RefSeq, a predicted model, not a curated record